Caenorhabditis elegans is the source of this 778-nucleotide messenger RNA. RefSeq lists its product as uncharacterized. The transcript is spliced from 6 exons. Bases 16 to 654 code for a protein of 212 amino acids. Lineage: Eukaryota; Metazoa; Nematoda; Chromadorea; Rhabditida; Rhabditidae. The record is from RefSeq and is marked reviewed.
CGAGACAACAACAACAUGGGCGCCUUCGAUCGCGUGAAAGCUCAAGUUGCAUCCGACUCAAAAUGGACAUCAGCUCCUUACAAGGGAUUUGUGGCCGGAAGCCCAUCAAACACGUAUAUUGAUAUUGUUUCCACUGCCUUUGAAGACGCCACUAACACGAUGAAUUUUGCUCGUCACUCGAAAUACGAUGAAAUGUAUUCUCCUUAUCUCGGAUCAUUCCGCGAACGACACAAUUAUACUUCAAUUGCUCCAAGCUUGUGUAUUAACAAAACAAACCGUGCCAUCGAGUAUGACCUGGCACCACACAAGGCUUACAAUCCACGACAAUCCGAAUGGCUUCUUGAAAAAGACAAGAAAUAUAGAGUUCGUGGUGCUCGUAAUUUAAUUUACACAAAAAGCGCAUCGGAUAUCAGUUUGCCUCCACUGACACGUCGCACAUUCACAGUUCCAACAGAUACUCUUCGUCAUCAGAAUCAAUUUCUCUACUGGAAUGGUCGUGCACUUGGUCUUGACUAUGUUGCUCCAUUCCUUCGUCGUGAAGAUUAUUCUCGUCACGAGGAUCGCCGUUAUCAGAGAAUUUACUGGUCUCCACAUUUCAUUGAUUUGCUUCCAUCUUGCCGUCAUUCUGCACAUCUUAUGCUUUCCGCUUAUUAAAUCACUUCCAGAUGUUCUUUUUCCUUUUUCUGUGUUUUUCUGCCGUCGACUUCCUAUGUUUCUUUCCGUGUUCUCAACAGGGGUGUAAUAAGCUUCAAGUGUCUAAUAAAACGAUUCGAAACAG